Molecule: messenger RNA, 453 nt
Organism: Dissoconium aciculare CBS 342.82
Lineage: Eukaryota; Fungi; Ascomycota; Dothideomycetes; Mycosphaerellales; Dissoconiaceae
Exons: 2
Coding region: 1-453 (150 amino acids)
Cellular component (GO): membrane
Source: RefSeq, a predicted model, not a curated record
AUGGCCCUCCCCACCCCUCCGUAUCCAAUCAACACUCUCCUCCUCCGCCCCGUCCUGAGCCUCGCAGCCUGGACCUUCGCCAUGGAGAUCUGGCUCUACGCGACGCGGAUCCCGGCCUUCAGCAAAUACAAGAUCAACCUGAGGAACCCUUCGAGGGCCAAGGCCGAGAUGGAAGCGAAGUUCCCGCCGCACGUCACGAACGUCGCGGCGAACUUCGCCCAUCUGCACGAGCAGCCGACGGUUUUCUAUGCCGUCGUGCUGGCGUUGGCGGUGGCGGGCGAUGCGAGUUUGGGCACGCAAUACGCCGCCUGGGGUUACGUGGGUCUCCGCGUCGCGCAUUCCUUCUAUCAGUCCCUGGUCAACGAUCCGGUCAUUCGCCGGUUCUAUCUGUUCGCGACGAGUUCGUUGGUCUUGGCUGGGUUGACUGCCAGGGCGGCGCUGUUGGUCUUUUAG